AUGAUUCUCUACUGUGCUAUAGCAAUUGUGCUUUCUGCACCGAUUGAUCCUCGUGUACUUGAAGCUCUAUAUGAUUGGAGGCAUUUGGUAUUUCUCGCUGCAAGGCUUCCUCAGAUUUGGAUGAACUUAAGAAGCAAAAGCACUGGUCAGCUUAGUUUCUGGACUUGUUUGAUGAACUUGGUUGGAUCCAUGGCGAGUACUUUCACCAGCAGCCUUGAGGUGAAUGCUUCGUUUAGUAUGGUUUUGGGUCUUGUUCUUUUGGUCUUCGCCGAUGGAAUCAUCAUGAGUCAGAUUCUCUUGUAUCGCACAAAAGGAAAAGAAGAAGAAAAUGAUUCCAUGAAAAGAAAAAAAAAACUUUGCAAAUUGGUAAUUGUAAAAAAGAUUAGAUGA
Microthlaspi erraticum is the source of this 390-nucleotide messenger RNA. The record is from the annotation of a GenBank genome assembly. NCBI's taxonomy places the organism in Eukaryota, Viridiplantae, Streptophyta, Magnoliopsida, Brassicales, Brassicaceae.